AUGAAGAGCUGCGGUCGUUAUGCAUAUCUCUAUGCCCCAGAAACCGUAUUCAUCUCCGGGCAAAACAAAAAAUUAUCUUCGACUUUCCUAGCAUGCGAACUAGAGUCAAAGCAAGGUAGAUUCCGUGAUUUAAAACAUUUCUAUAUUCAUGAGUUGCGGUUUGAUGGGGAUAUCGGCUGGAUAGGGACACUGGACUAUCAUGGAAGUAAAAACAGUUGUUUUAAUUCCGUACAUGAACGAACAAUAGAACUGGAGAACGGGGAUCUAGAGAAACGGUACUUUCAUUCUGAAAUCCUGGAACCUUUUUCUAAACUGAAACAUCCUGAAGAUAUAUCAAUCUUUUUCCAGAACGUUGAAAAGGACCAGGCAAUCCUCAUUCGUAAUCUGUUUCUUCUUUAUUAUAUAAGGUUACUGAACCAAAAGGAAACGCCUUCUGCAUUAAAACUAGUGAAUAUGUUUAAGAAUCCACCUUUUGACAUUUUUGUUCGGCCUUCGGAUGAUGGUCGUGACAAGUUUUAUCGUUAUUAUAACGUACAGAAUGUUACAGAGGACGAGGAAUAUUAUUAUGAACAAUAUUUCAUUUCUAGGAUGCGUUACAUGACGGGGAUAGAUACGAAGGAAAUCAAGUUCGAAGGUUCUGUAUUGAAUCCCGAGUGUUAUGAUGUUCCUUCUUCCAAGAGUAGUGGCACAGAAACCGAUGAAACAUGUGUUGUCUCAGAUGAUUAUAAAUCUUAUGGAAAGUCGUCAGAUUCUGAUAUUUUUGAAACACUUUAA
Molecule: messenger RNA, 774 nt
Organism: Naumovozyma dairenensis CBS 421
Lineage: Eukaryota; Fungi; Ascomycota; Saccharomycetes; Saccharomycetales; Saccharomycetaceae
Exons: 1
Coding region: 1-774 (257 amino acids)
Source: RefSeq, a predicted model, not a curated record